AUCUACCCACUCGACUUGUCGUUCAAGACUUUCCAAGUGGGAUGAAGUCGCCGGCACCAAAUGAGUUCACUCGACUGCCAGAUUCAGUAUGAUUUCAUUGUGGGCGUGCCAGAGAUUCUUGGCUCUCGGGGUGUUUUGAAACUAGAUUUUCUUCCAAUCCGCGAGUUUUAAAGGAGUUUCUCUCUCUCUCUCUCUCUCUCUCUCUCGCUCUCUUACUCACACUGAAGAAGAAGCUUUCAAAAAGCUUCCAUAGCCGGCCUGUUACCGGCAGGGAGGUCGCUGGAGUCGAUUCUGUGUUGGGGGAAAGUUUGGAUUUGGCAGAUUGAAGGGGAAGUUUGGCGAUCUACAUCCAGUUUCAGCUCUGUGAGUGAGUUGUGUGUGUGUGUGGGGAGAGACAGGGAGACAGCGAGGCUUCGGGGCUUCCCUGCUCACAUGGCCGCUCGUCGGCGCCUCCUGCCUCGCUGCCCCUGUUCCUGCUGCAUGACAGAGGACGAGAAGGUGGCGUUUGACAUCAACACAAAGAUCAACCAGGCGCUGCUUCAGCAAAAGAAGAGACGGAAGCGGGACCUCAAGCUACUGCUGUUGGGCACCGGAGAAAGUGGCAAAAGCACGUUCAUCAAACAGAUGAGAAUUAUUCAUGGAUCGGGAUAUUCUGAGGAAGAUCGAAAAGCCUUUGCAAAGUUGGUCUACCAAAAUAUAAUCACUGCGAUGCAGUCCAUAACAAGAGCAAUGGACAGUUUGAAUAUCCAAUAUCAGUAUCAGGAAAAUAAGGAACAUUCCCACAUGAUAAAGGAAUUGGAAGCUUAUAAAAUCACGACCCUAGAUAGACAUCAUGUGGAUGCAAUUAAAAGUUUAUGGAACGACUUGGGAGUAAGGAUCUGCUAUGAACGCCGCCGCGAGUACCAAUUGCUCGACUCCACAAAUUAUUACCUAAGUGACAUUGAUCGCAUUGCAGCCAGUGAUUACAUACCAACUGAUCAGGACGUUCUGAGGGUCCGAGUACCAACAACUGGCAUUAACGAGUAUUCAUUUAAUAUGCAUAAAGUAUGCUUGAGAAUAGUCGAUGUUGGAGGACAGAAGUCUGAAAGAAGAAAGUGGAUCCACUGUUUUGAGAAUGUCAUGUCUGUUAUAUUCCUGGCCUCUCUCAGUGAAUAUGACCAGGUUCUGGAAGAGAGUGAGAAUGAGAAUCGAAUGAGGGAGAGCCUCGCUCUGUUUCACUUUAUUGUGAAGUCCAAGUAUUUUCAAACGUCAUCAAUAAUUCUGUUCUUGAAUAAAAUGGAUAUAUUGCAGGAGAAGAUUCUUAAGUCACAUUUAGCAGAGUACUUACAUGAAUUUAAAGGGACAAAAGGAAAUGCAGAAGCUGCAAAGGAAUUUAUCCUGGAGAUGUACAUGAGGCAGAAUGAGUCAAAGAGAACUAUGUAUCACCACUUCACCUGCGCCACUGACACAGAAAACAUCCGCAGAGUGUUUAUGGAUGUGAGGGACACGAUCUUGAUGAAGACAUUAAUUGACCUGGACUUGAUGUAAAAUGACUCAACAAAGGCCCAAUAAACAGUGCAUAGGAAGCGUUGUAGCCCUGGCAAAAGCAAGGACUAUAACCUCCUCUGCACAGAGUAGACAUAAAGUGGAAAUAUUCCAGUCCAUCCUUCGAGACAAUUUCAUCCAUGACAUGGAAUCCUUCAGUAUUUCCUGUGUUGAAGCGGGUUUUGGGAAACACAACUUCCAUAUUAAUGUACCAAUGAAGAAACUAAUAGGCAUUCAGGAGAUCUUUUCUGGAUGUCACUUGUGUGGGCCUGCACACUGGGAAUUAGCAGUGCAUUAACCAAAAAUGAGGCUGGGUGUGAAGGUGAAAUGAUGACCAAAGCUUUCUUUGUUGCUCAAGCUAAUGUUCAACAAAGUCAUUCAUCUGAUAUUUUAUUUCUAAAACCAGGCUUGGUUCAUUGAUAUUCCAAGUGAUAAUCUGCAUCGAUACAGACUGUUCCCAGAAUAAAUUCUCUAAGGUAAAGUGGUAUUAGAUGUGGGAUGUCAUGAUUCUGGCACAUAAGAAUGAAGGCAAGCAUCGUAUGACAGAAGAAGUAAACUGUACUUGCAAUGGCAGGCAGACAGCCAAUGAUGCGUCCACCAUUUUAGUGUCCAUGAUCUAUUCCAGCCCUGGCCUUCAAUGCUGUCCUGAUAUGCCACCCCUCCAGUGCAGCGACAGCAAGGUGGUGAAGUAAAAAUGAACGGCCUUUUGCCCCUUGUGCAUGCUGAGCCUUUCUUUAUACUCUGGCAAAAGUACCUGAAGGCAUUCCUGGACCUGUCCACAUGAGACCCAAUUCUGCUCCAUUUUGGGUGCAAAGAAAUGUGAGGUCUGAGCUCUGGCGAUAGGCUUCAAACCUCAAUCGUAACCAAGUUUUGAUUUGGUGGCACAACUCACCACAUCCACCACCACCGGCGGCACGGUGGCGCAGCGGUAGAGUUGCUGCCUUCCAGCGCUUUCAGCGCCAGAGACACUGGUUCGAUCCCGACUACAGGUGCUGUCCGUACUGAGUU
Molecule: messenger RNA, 2532 nt
Organism: Amblyraja radiata (thorny skate)
Lineage: Eukaryota; Metazoa; Chordata; Chondrichthyes; Rajiformes; Rajidae
Product: guanine nucleotide-binding protein subunit alpha-11-like
Exons: 7
Coding region: 433-1527 (364 amino acids)
Biological process (GO): phospholipase C-activating dopamine receptor signaling pathway; adenylate cyclase-modulating G protein-coupled receptor signaling pathway
Cellular component (GO): cytoplasm; heterotrimeric G-protein complex
Molecular function (GO): GTPase activity; guanyl nucleotide binding; G-protein beta/gamma-subunit complex binding
Source: RefSeq, a predicted model, not a curated record